Molecule: messenger RNA, 1821 nt
Organism: Erythranthe guttata (spotted monkey flower)
Lineage: Eukaryota; Viridiplantae; Streptophyta; Magnoliopsida; Lamiales; Phrymaceae
Gene: MKK3
Product: mitogen-activated protein kinase kinase 3
Biological process (GO): protein phosphorylation; MAPK cascade
Molecular function (GO): ATP binding; MAP kinase kinase activity
Source: RefSeq, a predicted model, not a curated record
AAAUAACUCGAGAUUUGAUCUCUGUUUGCCCGAAAAGAACAUCAAAACAACGUUAUUUCUUUUCAAUUUGUUGAAAUCGCAGUACCCAAUCAAUGUCUGGACUGGAAGAGCUGAGGAAGAAACUGGUCCCACUCUUCGAUGCGGAUAUAGGGUUCCCAUCCGGGUCGAAUAUCGACCCGUCCGAUUCUUACAUGUUAUCAGAUGGUGGAACAGUGAAUUUGCUGAGCAAAUCAUACAAUUACUACAACAUAAAUGAAAUGGGGCUGCAGAAAUGUAAUAACUCUUCAGCCGAUGAUUGUGAGAAGACGUACAAAUGUGCUUCGCACGAGAUGAGGGUAUUUGGGUCAAUUGGCUCUGGUGCUAGCAGUGUUGUUCAGAGGGCUAUUCAUAUUCCUAAUCACAGAAUUAUUGCCCUCAAGAAAAUUAAUAUUUUCGAAAAGGAGAAAAGGCAGCAGCUUCUUACGGAAAUAAGAACAUUAUGUGAAGCGCCUUGUUAUCAAGGCCUCGUCCAAUUUUACGGUGCUUUUUAUACUCCCGACUCGGGGCAAAUAAGUAUAGCUUUAGAGUAUAUGGACGGAGGUUCUUUCGCAGAUAUCAUUCGUAUACGAAAGACUAUAACGGAACCAAUUCUUUCAUCGAUGGUGCAAAAACUCUUACUUGGACUAAGUUACUUGCAUGGAGUACAACACUUAGUUCACAGAGAUAUCAAACCGGCAAAUUUGCUCGUAAAUCUCAAAGGGGAGCCGAAGAUUACGGAUUUUGGGAUAAGUGCUGGCUUAGAGGAUUCAAUGGCUAUGUGUGCGACUUUUGUGGGGACCGUUACAUACAUGUCGCCCGAGAGAAUUAGAAACGAAAGUUAUUCUUAUCCAGCUGAUAUUUGGAGCCUCGGACUUGCACUUUUUGAAUGUGCAACUGGCGAAUUUCCUUACACUGCUAAUGAAGGGCCUGUUAAUCUUAUGUUACAGAUAUUGGAUGAUCCAUCUCCUUCAUUGUCGGGUAGGAAUUUUUCGUCGGAGUUUUGCUCUUUUGUCGAUGCUUGUCUCCAGAAAGAUCCAAUCGAACGGCCCACGGCUGAGAAGCUGCUUUCACAUCCAUUUAUAACAAAGUACGAGGAUUCUGGAAUCAACUUAGAAUCUUUCGUCCAAAGUAUAUUCGACCCGACACAGAGGAUGAAAGAUCUUGCAGAUAUGCUGACGAUACACUAUUACUUACUCUUCGACGGCUCGGAUGAUCUUUGGCAUCACACAAAGACUUUAUACGAAUGCCAUUCAGUUUUAAGUUUUGGCGGGAAAGAAUAUGUGGGCCCGGAUGAUAUUUUUACGAAUCUGUCGAAUAUUCGGAGAAAAUUGGCGGGAAAUUGGGGUUCUCAAAAGCUGGUGCAUGUUGUGGAGAAACUUCAGUGCCGUGGGCAUGGUCAAAAUGGAAUUGCGUUUCGUGUGACGGGCUCGUUUAUCGUUGGGAAUCAAUUCUUGAUAUGUGGGGAAGGUGUACAGGUGGAGGGCUUGCCUAAUUUCAGAGAUUUAUCGAUCGAUAUACCUAGCAAGCGUGUGGGCACAUUUCGGGAGCAGUUUAUUGUGGAAAAAUCAGAUGUGAUUGGGCGGUAUUUCAUCGCCAAACAAGAGCUUUACAUUGUUCAGUAAAUAAUUUAGAGUGAGAACUCAACUCUCUUUGUUGUAUCAAUAGUUGGAGUUGAGAGUAACUAAUUAUAUAUAUAUUUUUUUUUUCAUUUUUAAAUGUAAAUGUAUAUAACCAAGCCAAGAAUCUUAUUUGAGAAAAUUAGUGAUAACUGUGCCAUUCUAUUUUGGCGAAAUUCUGCAUAAA